This is a messenger RNA of Quercus lobata, 3724 nucleotides long. RefSeq names its product vesicle docking protein. Gene Ontology annotation, biological process: vesicle-mediated transport. The transcript has 8 exons. Lineage: Eukaryota; Viridiplantae; Streptophyta; Magnoliopsida; Fagales; Fagaceae. The record is from RefSeq and is a predicted model, not a curated record. The coding region runs from base 870 to 3494 and encodes 874 amino acids.
ACUUACUCUCUCUCCGUCUUCCUCUCUCUAGAACUCCAGAACUGAGUAUUUCUCAGUAAAUUGUCUUGUUCCUUCCUUCAUCUUCUACACAAAGAUGGUAAAAAUCCACAAAACAGUGCACAAAUCUCCAGUACUAUAGCAAUUACUGAAUAAAUCAACUAUCUCCAUUACUCUCCCCGUCUAGCUCUAUUCAGAGCUGAGCAUCAGACGCUCCAAGAUCAGACCUUACUUGAGAAGAUCGGCGCUUGCCAGAGAAGAAAGGGCGAAAUUGGGACAUUGGAUGAAAUAUUCCAUGGGAUCUCCAACAAGAUCAGGGAAAGGAAAUUGAACCCAAACCUCACCACUUAAUGAGAAAGAGAAACACCUUUGAUGCUCAGUUCUGGAGUUCUAGAGAGAGUUGAGAGAUAGAGAGACGAAGAGAGAAAAAUGGAGAGAGAAUGAAAGAAAAGUUGCUUUGUGGAUUUUUUUUUUUUUUGGCCUUUGGAUUGCAUCACUUACACGUGUCCUUCAUCUAUUUUAAAAAUGGAGAAAACAGGAGGGUAUUGAACGGGAGGUGAGCCUGUCCCAACCGAAUCCAAGUCCGCGCUUAACAAUAAGGCCCAAGUCCCAAAGUCCGAAACACAAACAACCUCGAGGCUCCGAUCCGAAGCUCAACGAGAGGGAGAGGGCUCUCUUCUCUUCAGCGCCAUUGGGAUCUCAAUUGUCAAGUUGAAAUUGAGUUGAAAGACGAAUUUGAUCGCAUGCGGAUGAUUGGCCUAUCAACUCAUAAAGAUUGGAAUUUUUAUUGAAUGAUCUAAGAGUUUCUUUGUUAUUUUACUGGGUUUGCCCUUGCAUCUUUUACUGAAGAGUGAAGGCUAUUACCUUGAAACAUGGCUUUGGUUGAUGUGACAAAAUCUUGCAUUGAUUCCAUUCGCCAGAUAUCAGAGCACAUUGAAGAUGCAACUCUUUACCUUGAUGCUGGAUCUACAGAAAGUUUCCAAUUUAUCGGGGCAUUUCCUGUGUUGCUGGACCUUGGAGUACGUGCAGUUUGCAGUUUGGAGAACAUGUGUUCUCUCGAUGUGGUGGUUGAUUGGAACUCAAAAUCUGAUGCUGCAAGGAAAAUAGUGGUCAUCACAUCCCGUCUACUAAGUGACGCGCAUCGGUAUAUUUUACGUUGCCUAAGCACACAUCAAGGUGUUCGUCGUUGUAUUAUAUUUACAUCAAUCUCAGAGAUAUCUCACUCUGCAUAUCCUGAUUCACCUCUGGGACCAGAUGCAUUUCAUGAAUAUGAAUCCUUGCUUGUCCAAGAUUAUGAGGAACUUGUUAAGAAAGCUGAGACAAAGUCUAAACAGCCAGAAGAUAAAAGCUUACAGGAUAAUUUACCCUUUGAAGAUGAAGGAUGGUCACGACUCACGUCCAGUGAAGAGGGUUUUCCUCGCAUUGAAGCUAGUUCAAGUGGAAGAGAUAUAUACAAUAAUAAUCUAAUAGGUCACGUAGAAGAUGUAGGGCAAAAAUUGGUUGUUUCUGUGCAUCACUUCCCCAUGCUUUUGUGUCCUUUUUCACCAAGAGUCUUUGUUUUACCUUCAGAGGGAUCAAUUGCCGAAGCAUACGUAUCAGCUGAACAUGAGGAUUCCCUUAGUCCUGGAUUGCCUCCCUUAAGUACUGGAUUACCUUCUGAUGGUGAUGAUGUUCCUCCUGGGGCAACUCUUACAGCACAUUUUCUUUACCAUCUGGCCGCCAAGAUGGAGUUGAAAAUGGAGAUAUUUUCCAUUGGUGAUUUGUCAAAAACCGUUGGGAAGAUAUUGACAGACAUGUCAAGUCUUUAUGAUGUAGGCCGUCGUAGACGAUCAGCAGGUCUAUUACUCAUUGACCGCACACUUGAUCUUCUAACCCCUUGCUGCCAUGGGGACUCACUUGUUGAUCGCAUGUUCUCCUCUUUGCCUCAUAAGGAACGAGCAACAUCAUCUACCCAAACUAAAGGCUCUCAAACCCAACUCAAACAUGGUCCUUCUAAACUGCAACGCACUCCUCUUGAUGUUCAGAUCCCACUUCAAAAGAUUUUAAGCGAAGAAGAUUGUAAAAUAGAUAAUUUUCGGCUUCUAGAAAGCAUCGAAGCUUUUCUAUGUGCAUGGGAUUCUACUAACUCUGCUUCUCAAAUUGUAGAUUUAACUAAUCUCAGCAACAAAGUUAAUGAUAAAAGGCCCCUUCACUCUGUGAUUGAGCUAUCUAGUGGGUCCUUUGUCUCCACUGAAAAUUUUCGUGGAACACCAUACUUGGAAGCUAUAAUGGAUAGGAGGACCAAGGAUGGGGGCAUUCUGGUAAAGAAGUGGCUCCAAGAAACUCUGCAUCGGGAAAAUAUAACUGUGAAUGUGAAAUCUCGUCGUGGCUAUGUUACAAAGUCUGAGUUGCAACCUAUGAUCAAAGCACUGGCUAAUAGUCAGCCAUCUCUGAUGAGAAACAAAGGAAUCAUUCAGUUAGCUGCAGCUACAUUAGUUGCCCUUGAUGAAUCACAUUGUGCCACAUGGGAUGCAUUUAUCAGUGCGGAGAAAAUAUUGACUGCUAGCGCUGGAGACACAACCCAGAAUCUUGCUGCUCAAAUUGGUGAUCUUGUCAAUAAGAGUGCUUUGGUGGGAUCACAUGGACAGAAGAAUGGCAAAACAGAGCCUUCACAUGGAGUACUUUCUUUUCAAGAUGCUUUACUGCUUACAAUUACUGGAUAUAUAUUGGCCGGUGAGAAUUUCCCAACAUCUGGGUCAGAUGGUCCUUUUUCUUGGCAAGAGGAGCAUCUGUUGAAAGAGGCAAUUGUGGAUGCUAUUCUUGAAAACCCAUCAAUAGCAAAACUAGAAUUUUUGCAUGGUCUAAGGGAAGACCUUGAAGCCAACCUAAACAGGAUGAGAUUAGAGAAAACCAAAGAAGUGUCUUCAAAUCAAUUAGAAAUUGAUGAUUUUGACGAUGAUCAAUGGGCUAGCUGGGGUGAUGAAGAUGCUGAUAAUUAUAAUAACAAAGAGCAAGUGUAUGGCGACAUGCAGCUGAAGUUGGAGUUGCGUGAUAGGGUGGAUAACCUUUUCAAAUUUCUUCAUAAAUUAUCUAGCUUGAAGAGGAGGAACUUACCAUUGAGGGAUGGGACGUUGUCUUUAGAAAGUAAUUUUAGUGGAGAUCCCUAUACAAGUAAAGGAUUACUUCAUAAACUUCUAACAAGGGUGUUGGGCAAGUAUGAUGUACCUGGAUUGGAGUACCAUUCCUCUACUGUUGGACGACUUUUCAAAAGUGGGUUUGGAAGAUUUGGCCUUGGGCAGGCAAAACCAAGUCUUGCUGACCAAAACGUCAUUCUGGUUUUUGUUAUUGGGGGCAUCAAUGGUCUCGAGGUACGUGAAGCUCAGGAGGCUUUAUCUGAGAGUGGAAGGCCUGAAAUCGAAUUGCUUCUUGGUGGAACAACUUUUUUAACUCCUUAUGAUAUGCUUGAUUUACUAAUGGGGGACUCCAGUUACUUCAAUCCCUUAAUUGGUAAAAGAUAGAGAGAGAAAAAAUAUAAAAUGAAUCUGAAAUGCUGUUUGCUAACAGUUCAUCUGCUAUUUGUUUUGAGCAAUUCAAAUUUAGUUUAUUUUAUAGUUGAAUUGGCUCCCUUAAAAUGGGAAGGAAAAUAUCACACAUAGCUCCUGGUAUGAAGUAUCGUGUAUACUCUCUUUCUGCAUUUGCGUGUGGAUGAGGAUGAAAAUAAUGUAUUAUCUUUCUUUCUUUUUUAGCA